Molecule: messenger RNA, 4915 nt
Organism: Pantherophis guttatus
Lineage: Eukaryota; Metazoa; Chordata; Lepidosauria; Squamata; Colubridae
Product: major histocompatibility complex class I-related protein 1-like
Biological process (GO): immune response
Cellular component (GO): external side of plasma membrane
Source: RefSeq, a predicted model, not a curated record
GGAGCAAUUGCGGUUUACAAAGGGUAAACCGUUUCCACGUCUCUCAGUCUGUCUCCCGAGUCCUGCGAGCAGGAGGAGAAAUGCGCGAGUGGGAACGCAAUGGAGCUUUGGCUGGAGUUGCUGGCGUUGCUCCUGCUGGGGGGCUCCUCCGGCUCUUUCAGGCACUCUCUGCGAUAUCAGUACCUGGUGGUAUCCGAACCCAGUGAGGGGCUGCCCCAGUUCAUCACGGUGGGCUUUGUGGAUAACCAGAUCAUCACUUACUAUGACAGCCAGAAGAAGAAGAAAGUGCCAAAGGUGUCCUGGAUGAAGGAGGUGGAGAAGGAGGAUCCCACCUAUUGGAAGGAGGGAAGCGAUAUCUUGAGUUUAACUCAGGAGGUGUUGCAAGAAGACCUGAGACAUGUUCAAAACCGCUACAAGCAGACUAGAGGGUUUCACACAUGGCAGACGUCUUAUGGCUGUGAACUCCAGGGAAACAGGAGCAAAGGAGGUUAUUCGGAAUAUGGCUACGACGGGAAGACCUUCCUCACCUUUGAUAAGGAGACCCUGAGCUGGGUGGCUCCUGACCCCCUGGCUGAGAUCACCAAGAGGAAAUGGGAUAAUAAUGUGCGGUGGUCCCAGAGAAAUAAAAUCUACCUGGAGAAGGAAUGCAUUGAAUGGCUGAAGAAGUACCUGUCCUAUAGGGAGAAGGCGAUGCUGCCGAGCACAGAGUCCCCAGUAGUGACAAUGAGCAGCAGGACGGAGGCUGAGGAUGGGAUGGAGACGCACGUCUGCCGAGUCCAUGGCUUCUACCCCAGGGAGAUUGAUGCCUCCUGGAAGAGGGACGGGGAGGUCUGGCUGCAGGACACCCUCCAUGGGUCUGUGGCCCCCAAUGCGGAUGGGACCUACCACUACUGGCUCAGCAUCCAGAUCGAUCCCAAAGAGAGAGACCGCUAUCGGUGCCACGUGGAGCAUGACAGCCUGCAGGAGCCUCUGGACAUGGCUAUGAAGGAAUUAACCAAUUCAAAAGCCAACUUGGGGCUCAUCAUUGUCGGCAUUAUGGCUGCUCUUGUCCUGGUGGGUGUGAUUGCUGUGAUCCUCCUGGUAUUCUUCAAAAAACGUGAGGAUGGCUACAAUGCAGCAAGAAAAAGUGACAAAGGAUCCAACAGUUCGGACUGGGCAAGUGACAAAGGAUCCAACAGUUCAGACUGGGGAAGGAACAUGGCCAUUUAGCAGCCCUCUUGCAGCACAAGUGCACCAUUCAGCAUAAGGAGAGAGGAAAGGACUCUUCCCUCAAGAUGGCAUGUUGAAUGGCCAGGGAUUCUUUUUCUCCCGCUGAUGAACAGCUGAUUUUGCCACCAAGCUGUUUAUUUGGUCGCUUUGCUCCUGGUUUUAUGAACGAGAGACUAGGAAGGACCCAAGAUGAAUUUCGGAUGAUCAUUAACUGAACUCCUUCAGGGGGUGGUGGGGUCUGGAUGCCCGCAAAGAGCUAUUAAUGAACAUUAAUCUCUUGCCUUUUCCCUUCAGCUGCUUAUCUUUCUUAAGCAUGCCUGGGUUUUAAUUGCACUUUAUGAAGCCGUACAUUUUACAAUCUUUUGAUUUAUGACUAGUUGAUUCUGACCUACUAUAUAAUCCCUUGCUGUAAUUUUACAACCUUAAAUUUACAUUUACAUAGGAUUACAUUAUAUAUUUUUGCCCUUUCUAGGUUUUUUUUUUUUUUAAAGAAGAGCCUUGAUAAACUACCUUUUUAUUUUUUAUGGGGAAAAUUCCCCAAAAAUAAGACCCGGUCUUAUAUUUUUCUUGCCUCCAAAAGAGGCACCAGGUCUUAUUUUGGGGGGAUGUCUUCUACUGUCUCACCUCGCGGCAGUGGCACAACAACCCCACCCAGCAGGAGCCUGUGUAGUCACUGACGGCCCACUUCUUCUGCGGCUGCUUGCCAUCGCUCGCGCACAAUGCCCCCAGCCUCUGUUUCGCUGUCAGAGGCCUUCAGGAAAGGCCUCUGCAGCUGAGAAAGGAGAUCUGACAGUGCCUCUGAUAGUGAUAUAGAAGUCGGAGGCGCUGUAUGCAUCAGUACGGAGCUCGUUUCUCAGCUGCAGAGGCCUUUCCUGAAGUCUCUGACAGCAAAAUGGAGGCAGGGGGCAACACGCACAAGCAGUGGCAAGCAGCCACAGAAGAAGGCGAAGCAGGUAUUGGCGUGCGUGAAGCCUGGCUGCAACUGUCCAAAGAUAAGCAGCUCCACCACCAUCUCCACCCUAUCUUGAUUUUUACCCAUGUGCCUCACCCCACCCCGUGCAACCAGGUGCAAUGGAGUGGGCGGGAUCUUAACUACGGCUUACUUUGGGGGGCUAGGGCUUACUUUGGGUGCACGUGUAAAAAUCAAGCUAGGUCUUAUUUUUGGAUAGGUCUUAUUUUGGGGAAAACACGGUAGGUCCUUUUAGUAUCAUAACAUUCUAAGGCAUCAGUUCACAAUAUUAAACCAUGAAUGCCCCAGCUCAACCCCAAUCUUCCACGUAAACCAUGUAAACCAAGUUCUAUUUGUUAUGAGAAGCAUCUGGCCUCUUGUGCACACCUGUUGAUAUGACCUUGAGAAGUUUUCAGAGUCUUGCAAGCUCCUAUGGAAUGGCAGAGGUUUGGUUUCUCCAAAUUGACCCAUUCAUAGUCAACAUCUCCCACCUCCCUUACUGUAAUGACCAGUUGAAAUGGAGAGGCACGGAGCUGUCUAUAUUUCACUCUUUUGACAUGUUGCCCCCUCAAAAGAAGAACGGACCUGGAAAGGUAAAAAAUAAACACAUAUACAUAUAUACAUUGAUCAACAUUCUUUUUCCCUUUUAUAUUGACCCAUAUGCAUUCUAGGAGGCUUUCAUUCUUGGUUUUGGGCAUUUCUAUAGAGAUGUAGUUAUCUCUUAUAUGUAAUGCAAUUUUACCUCCUCUCCUGUUAGGUCUAUUUCUUUUGAAAGGUUUAUAUCCUCCCAUCAGUACAUUCCAGCCAUGAGUUUCAUCCCACCAAGUUUCGCUAAUGGCAACUACAGUAUAUCAUACUUCUUCGUUGAAUUUAACUUGGCUGUUGUUUAAUUUGUUCACAAUUUCUUCUUUGAUAUAUGUAAUGUACGAUAGAUCAAUUAGGGUUGCAAAUAAAUAUACAAGCUUAUAAAUUUCAGACCUGCUUUGCAAGGGAGGAAUCUAGUAUUCAACUAGGGGGUAUAUUAAGUUUUGCAAUAGUGGCGAAUAUCUGUAGUUCAGGUGUAAGAUGAGGGUGAAGUUUCGUUCUCCGAGCUUGUGGGUUGGUUUCUGAAACGUUCCAUUACCAGGAUAGGUAACAUUUUCAGCGGAGUUUAGGGGAUGUCAGUGGUCUUCUGUUUAUAAGUGUCAGCCAGAUCUCCAGCAUGGGGUUCGAAUUUGCAGCAUGCUUGCUAUCGGCUGCCAUAGUAACAGGGAGUGGGGGGGCAUGGCAUUUGGGUUGGUGAAGUGAGCUGGUGAGGUGAAGUCCUAUUGUGAACUGAAAGAGAGGUUUGCUCUCAAGAAUUACUGGGCCGCUGAGGGGAGUUGUUUACACCCUGUCAGGGCCAACUGUCCUGGAUUCCAGACUGGCGAAAUACCUGUUGAUGAGCUUCACACAACAUCAUACUGGACGUUGAUUGGACACUCGGCAAGGGACCCUGAGGGGAGGGAUUUGGGGAAACGUUCAAUCUGUAACUUUUGCACGUUUUGAAUCAGAUCUUGCCUUGCUUUUGCUGCUCUCAUUCCAAACUCAGUAAAAGUACCUCUUCUCUAUCUCAAUGGAGUUGAGGGUUUUCCUUUUUCUUGGGUUUUGAACGGAGGCAGGCCUGACAAUAAGGGCUUCAGGUGUGGGUAUGUCAAGUGAGGAUCUUGUGAUGGGUCAGCUGUGAGUCAUCAGUGAAUCUUGUGAUUGGUCUUGUGAUAAGAUUACAUCAGGUCUGGGUCUGGUUGAGGGUACUGUCUCUGUUUGGCUGCGUGGUUGAUUUUCUCUUCUGGAUUUUGUAUUUUAACCUUUUGAAUAAAAUAAAUAUUGUCUUGAAAAAACAAAGGAGAGAGAAAAGAAGAGGAAAUCAACCUUAUUCUGAAUUAGGGCAGACUCUUAGGAGGAACCCUUUAGACCAGUGGUGGGUUUCAAAAUUUUUUACUACUGGUUCUGUGGGCGUGGCUUGGUGGGCGUGGCAUGGGAAGGAUACCGUAAAAUCUCCAUUCCCACCCCACUCCAGGGGAAGGAUACUGUAAAAUCUCCAUUCCCUCCCCACUCCAGGGGAGGGUUACUGCAAAAUCCUCAUUUCCUCCUGAUCAGCUGGGACUCGGGAAGCAGAGAAUAAAUGAGGGCAGGGCCAAUCAGAAUUUUUACUACCGGUUCUCUGAAUUACACAAAAUUUCCGCUACCGGUCCUCCAGAACUGGUCAGAACCUGCUGAAACCCACCUCUGCUUUAGACCCUCCCAAAAUGCUGGAACCAGGAUAGAUCAUCAUUACAUUUAUCAUGAGUGCUAACCUUUUUUAUUAUAAUUGAGGAACAGAGGAGAACACUUUAUGUGUUUAUAAUUGUGGAAUCAAAAGGAUUUAAAUCGGGUUUAGUAGAUAUUAUGUUUAUAUUAUUGUAUAAGUAAAUCCAAUAAUUUUUUACAGUGCAUUCUGAGAUUUCUGUCAUUAAAGUAGUUAAUGUAUUUUAAUUAAAAAAAAUAAGAAUUGCAGUUAGUUGACUAUAUCCAAGUGUGGCAAAUAAUCAUUACACUGAGUGCAGCAUGCAAACGCUUUCCCUCCCCCACCCCUGAUUUUAUCCAGAUUGCCAUUAGUGGAUUUUCAUGAUGCAGAACAAUGGAACACGAGAUUGAUUGCACUUCAAGACUUCUGCUCCCAUAAUCAUUGCAUGCCUACUGCAACAAUACCAAAAUUGCUUGCUGAAAAUAAAUGGCUUUGUUUUCUUCUCACCUGAA